This is a messenger RNA of Rhipicephalus microplus (southern cattle tick), 7858 nucleotides long. Its product is annotated as WD repeat-containing protein 48. The record is from RefSeq and is a predicted model, not a curated record. NCBI's taxonomy places the organism in Eukaryota, Metazoa, Arthropoda, Arachnida, Ixodida, Ixodidae. Gene Ontology annotation, biological process: double-strand break repair via homologous recombination. Gene Ontology annotation, molecular function: ubiquitin binding.
CAUGGCUGCUCAUCAGAAGCAGACCAGCAGCGGCGGCGGUCAUACACCUCGUAAGAAAGUUCAGGUAUCCUACGUCAUCAGAGAUGCGGUUGAGAGGCAACACCGAUCUGGUGUCAACUCUCUCCAGUAUGACCCCUACCUUAACAGACUGUACUCUGCAGGCCGCGACUCAGUCAUCCGCAUCUGGAACACGCGCAAUCUGGAGGACCCCUACAUUCAAUCUAUGGAGCAUCAUACAGAUUGGGUCAAUGAUGUUGUGCUCUGUUGCGGCGGCAAAAACUUGAUAUCCGCCUCUAGUGACACAACUGUCAAGGUCUGGAACGCUUAUAAAGGUUUCUGCAUGUCCACACUCCGUACGCACAAGGAUUAUGUGAAAGCCCUAGCCUAUGCGAAAGACAGAGAACGAGUUGCUUCAGCAGGUCUUGAUCGAGUAAUCUUCCUCUGGGAUGUCAAUGUCCUGACCGCCCUAACUGCGUCCAACAACACGGUGACCACAUCUUCACUGACAGACAACAAGGACAGCAUCUACAGCCUGGCGAUGAACCCACCAGGCACGGUGAUUGUUUCAGGAUCAACUGAGAAAGUGAUACGGGUUUGGGACCCCAGGACAUGCCAGAAGAUGCCGAAACUCAAGGGUCAUACAGACAAUGUCAAAGCACUUGUUCUCAAUCGAGAGGGCACACAGUGCCUGUCUGGUAGCUCAGAUGGGACGAUACGGCUAUGGUCACUUGGGCAGCAGCGGUGUGUGGCCACGAUACGAGUUCAUGACGAAGGUGUUUGGGCACUACAAGUGAAUGAAAGCUUCACAACGGUGUUUUCCGGUGGUCGGGAUCGCAAGAUAUUUAUGACUGACUUGAGGAACCCCGACAAUCGUGCACUUGUCUGCGAGGAGACCGCACCAGUUCUCAAAAUGACACUCUGCAAUGAUACUUCAUCCUUAUGGGUUGCCACUACUGACUCUACCAUCAAAAACUGGCCUGUGAACAACCGGUGCUCGCAGCUGGAUGACUACGACACUGACAUACUGGUUCCUCUCAGCCAGAAGCCACAGGAAAGCAUAAAAGGCAAUCCCAGCAUCAGGCAUUAUGCAGUCCUCAAUGACAAACGCUACAUUAUUACCAAGGACACGGCUGGCCACGUAGCUGUGUGGGACGUCCUACAUGCCUGUAAAGUAGAAGACCUUGGUGCGGCUGACUUUGAAGCGGAGGUGAAGAAGCGGUUCAAGAUGGUCUUCGUUCCAAACUGGUUUUCGGUUGACCUCAAGAUGGGCAUGUUGUGCCUUCACCUGGAUGACCCAGACUGUUUUACAGCCUGGGUUUCCACCAAGGAAGCUGGCUUGGGCCCCCCUGAAGGCCCUGAUCCAAAAAUCAACCUUGGAGCCCUCGUUCUUCAGGCUUUACUCGAGCACUGGCCACCAUCUUACCUUCCUCCAGAUCGACCUGAGAAUGGCACAGUUGUCUCCCCUACCAUGAAUGGCGGUGACAGGCAAAAGCCUGGCAACAUGUACUUCAGCAUGCCAGAUCAUACGCCAGUGACUUUCAGUGAGGUUGGAGGCCGAACACUUCUCAGGUUCCUGGUGGGAGACGCCGGACGUGAUGCGGAGGAGCUGCUGAUUAGUGAGACCAUUCCAUCCUGGGUGCAUGAUGUAGUGGUGUCUAAAAACGUGCCCCGGUUUCCCAAGAUCCCAUUUUCGCUGCUUCCACACAUUACGUCGGGUGUGAAACCACUUCGAAGCUCCGACUGCUAUGCAUCGUUACCGAGGCCUCAAACUUCGGCACAUGCUCGGAGGGAGCGCCUGUCGGCGAGUGACAUGAUACAGGUGCGCAAGGUGAUUGAGCAUGUCUACGAGAAGAUUAUGGGAGCAGGGUCAGACUCAAGUUCACAGACUCAAGACAGGAGUGGUGACUCCAACGGCACUACUGGCGCUGCCACGGACGAUGAGCGAGCUUCUAUUGCUGAGGAGAAGGUUGAACUACUGUGCCAAGACCAGGUGCUGGAUCCAUCUAUGGACCUGCGAACAGUUCGCCACUUCAUAUGGAAAAGCGGUGCAGACCUGGUGCUUCACUAUCGGCCAAUUAAGUGACACCGGCCGAUGGCGUGGAGCCUCCUCCUCCGCAAAAGCUGCCACCGUGCCGUCGGCACCAUGUUUCUGUGAUAGCCACCACUUCGCUUGGACCACAGGGCCCUAGCUGCCUCCUUCCUGUUCCGCCACCAUUUCUCUGCACGCGGCCCCCUCCCGCUCGUGGGAAGUGGUCGUUUGCUCCCUAGGUGCCCUACCACGCGUCACCAUCGACGUCAUGCCUUCAUCUUCGCCUCCUGCUUCUACAACAAACCUUCUGCUGCGUUUUAUACAGAAACAGCGACGUUGCGGCUUUUUUUUUUUUUUUCCCCUCGUUACCGACACCUUGACAUGACCGAGCCUGUACAUCAAAUGUGUGGCUUUGGUGUCUUACAGCCUUCAGAGCGAGUAGUAGAGAACUUUGAAUGCAAGUACACUUUUCAGGAGUUCAUGUGCUGAUGUAGGUAGCACUGGAAGCAGCUUCUCGUUCAUUUUCUCAGUUUUGGCAGUAGGGAGUAACCUGACUGGCAAUUUGAUUAGUCCAGUGUCACUGUUUCAUAGUGUGCCUGCACACAUUGUGCGGCAUGUUCUGCACUCCUAGUCAUUAAUCAGUGGGGAAGGUGAAAGAUCAGUCCAGCAUAAUGUUGUCUUGGAGUUUCGACCUGAUACUUUACGCCAGAAGAUUGCCAAGUGAGCUCACUCUUCACAAAAAUAGGUUUUUAUUAAUUAAUAAUUGGUGUACUCGUUCAAUUAUCCAUCUGAUAAAUUGUGCUUUUUUGCUUGGUGAAACUAUGGCAAGAAAGUUUUAUUUUAACAUGUUUUAAAGUUUAUCAGAACUGGAAACAAGUUUUAUAUGUUUUUUUCACCUACCACAAACAGCAUUAGUUCAGACUCGUUUUAUUUAAAUGCUCUUAUAUCUCUGCACAAUCAGUUGCUAUUGCUGUUUCUGUGGCAUCUGUUAAGCAAUCAACCGCAGUUGUAAUUUCCAUGCAGGCCCUACUGCCAAGGAUCUUCUGCAAGUAGUGUAAUUGCUGCAUUGCUACUUGGUGCUGUCUCAUGUGUGUGUGUGUUACUGCAGAAGUCUUAAGCUUUGAAAGCUGUUCUUUUAGUUGGCUGUGUGUUGCUUGACUGACAGCAGCACAGCACAAACAGGCCCAUUAGCAAACGUUGACAUUGUGCUCGAUCCUUCGAGAGUAGGUGUUACGUGUUGCAAACACUUUUUUAAUCUUUUGUACAAUACUGAAACUGGUGGUAACUUUAAAAGUACCGAAAGCGCCACGGUCGAGCUGCCACUUUGGAAAUAAAAACUUUGCUGAAAGGGUUGCCUGAUCUUGCUGUGUUAACUUGAAUGAAAAGUUACUAGAGAGUUGUUAGGCUGAAGGACAUGACUGAAUGGGACCAUUGUGAUAUACAGUGUUCUUGGAUGUGAAUAGCCCAUAAUGAUAGCGAAUAGGGGAACGCGGAUGUGUGCAGAAUGCUAUUUAUUUUCAUUGUAGUCUCUGAUUUAUAAAAAAGAAAGAGUGCUGUUAUGUUGUUAAUGGCUCAUAAUAGGCAGCACACUCUUUAAUAUUACUGGAAACUGUAUUUUAAUUGUAAGGCUACUUUUUGUUCAGCAUGAACUCGUACCAAUAGUUGAUGACUGACCACAAUGUGUGAACUGUUUGUGACUUGGCAUACAAUAUGAAUAACAAGCAAAAUAUUCAUAUAGCACGCCAUCAAGUGCAAUCAUGCGAGUCUGAUGCAGUUCAGGUUAUGUGUGUUUCAUGGGUGUCUUGAUUAUGGCGACGGAUCCCAAUGUGGUUUGAAAUAUUAGUGUUUCCGUUAGUUUCUAAAUUUGCUGGAAAACAUUUUCGAUAUAUUCACAACCCUGAAUUGGCUUGCCAGAGGCACAGUAAUUUGCAUCAAGAUUUGUGAUCAUUAUUGAGAAUAUUGAAUGUUUGUACUGGCACUGUAUGUAGUAGCAUCGUUUGUGACAGCCUUCUAUGCUAUGCGUAAUAGCACACUUCUUUUCGCCACAUUUUGCCACCGAGUAUGGCCAUAUAAGUCCUAUUCUUUAGCUGUGAAGCUCCUUAGAUGCAAUGCGUUGCCAUGUAUGUGUGCAUGCUUUUGCAAUUUGAGGUGUGCCACAGCUUUAUGAAGAAACACUGUUAUCCAUUGAUAAUUAACUUUUAAGUCAUGUUACGAGAAUGAGUGCCCUGCCUGUGGUCAAGACAAAGCUAGAGAUUUUAGUUGCCACCUUUUUGCGUUCAAUGAUUGUGUCACCGAAUGCCGAGUGUUUUAAAGGCAAAGGUUUCAUGCGAGUUCCGGUGCUAUCCUUUAGUCAUGCUACGAAAUAGAAAUUACAUGCAUGCGUGAAGAGGUACUGGCUGUGAAGUGGCCACCGCAGUCACUUUUAAACAAGAAAUACAUAAUCUACUUCUCAGUUCAGCCUAAUUGAUGCAUUUUCACAGUUUGUAAUUUUUUUGUUGGCUUCAGAACUAAAAACAUCUUGUAUGUUGCUGUUUGUACUUGUAGCCACUUGUUAUUAAUGAAAACAGCUGGUAUGCAAUGGCAGUUGUAGAUUUGCUGCUAGUUGCUAUCCUGGAUGAUGGACACAAAAACAAAAUCAAGGUGGGAGCCGACAGAUGGAAGCAACGUAGUGGGAUAAUCAGGGUGAACAGUGGACACAAGAAUAAACAUGGCAGUGCCCGCAAACAUGUUUCUUUGAUCAGUUUGGCUGGUUGGACUAGUUGGCUAUUAGGUUGGCUAGUAGGUUGGGCUUGCACGGUUAUUGUGAAACAGGGCAUGAACAGAGUACUAACUUGGCACCUGUUAUGUCUACCUUUUCAUUGUCCUCAUUGUUUUGUUUUUUUUAGCUCUGUUUACCGAUCGCAGUGUCUCAGUGUCUUUUUUCCUUGUCCUUUGUGCGCUCCCGCCCAGGAAAUGUACUCCUAUCUUGCCCAUGUAGCUUGAACUCUUCCUAUUUCAAGUUUACUGAUUUUGCCUGCCUUCCAGUCAGUGGCCAAAAUUGGCAUACUUUUGUAUAGCCUUUUGAAUAUCUUUAUCAGGCUAUUGAAAAGUGCAGAUAUAUAUUUGAGGCUCGUGGUCUCUAGUGCGUCAGGCGGUAUUCCAUAGAAAUUUAAUGUAUUUGAAAAAUAAGUAUAGUGUGAUUGGUUAGUCUACGAAAUGCUGAUAUUAAGUUAGGUUCACGUGUGCAAAUUGGGCACAUUUUUAAUACCUUAAUCACUGGACCUUAUGCAAAACAUUACAGGCACACUUUUCCAUGUGGCUGAAAUGCCACCACUAAAGCAAUAGAUUUCGCACUUAAAAAAAGUAGGUGAUGACCCUGCUAGCCUAGAGAGAGAACCAGAAAAGCUACAUCUCAGAGUUGGUUUCAAACCUUGCGUCCGCUUUAUUUGUCGGUACCAAAACUGCACAGCUGUUAUUUUCUAUGCGUGAAUACAGAUGCUAAUGAUAAAAGCAUAAAGGUUCUAAGCUGUAUUCUAAGCUUCUUUGAGUAAAACGAGCAGAUUUCACUUCACAAUUGUCCGAUAGCAUCCUUAAAACAGCUCGUGCAGUUUUGCAUACCUCCUCGUCAAGAGGGAUCUCCCAUUGUGAAAGCAAAACUUCACCAGAAAAAAAAAAUACUGAUCAUUUUUGUUUAUUAACUUGGAACUCUCCUCUGGACUCACUUGUUCGACUUAAGUGAGUUCUGAACAGAGAUCCAAAUGCAAUUUAGUGUGGUUGCGUGUCAGAUCCGUUAAAUCAAUCCAACAGUACAAAUGAUAAUGAUAAGAAAUGCCCCUAACAUUUUGGAAUACCUUUGAGAAGUCCACACAAUAAGUUCCAUUAUUUACUUGCCUCUGCAUGUUUGUUGAUGUAAACAAGGAAGGGUAUGUGAAAGAAUGACUGCGUUAGUGCCUGCAGAGUCUGCAGCAUGUGGUUCGAGCUGUCUUGUGCACUGGUUCCUCUUUGCGCUGCUGAAUUGUGUCCAACUCCGAGAUGCAGAACUGCCAUAUGCCUGCUGGACUGAUUGCUAAUGUCAGACUUGUUGUGGCCGUACUGUUUAAGUGUUUGUGGUUUACUGCCAAAGUUACUUGUGGAAAUUUCUUGUACAGGUUUGAGUUUAGCAAGUUGAGUUGAGUUUCUUGAAGUAAUACUUUCUGUGAGAGCAUGUUUUUGCUGUACAGGGUGUCAGACCAUGUGUACAGGCUGAGUCUUCAGGAUUGCUUGAGAACUGCGUGCUUGACAGUAUAUUUCCGACAUGAGUGUAUGCCAAAUUGUGCAACCUAUUUUAUAAUAUAUGAAAGGGAGCUAGAUUAUGCAAUGUCUACUGUAUGUAAGGCAGCUGAUUUGUGCAAUGUGUGCUGUGUUACCCGGGUGUUUUGUCACAGCCGUUUUGUUAGUCGUGCAGUUUGUUCAUCCGUACUUUAUUAUUGUGCGUAUGUGCAUUGAUCCUGUUCUCCAAGUGCUGCCCAACUUCUGUAUUCAUUGACAUAACUCCUGAAGCGGAGUUUUCUCAAUCUUGUGCGGCUUGUACAACAAUCAUGUUACUCAGUAUUUCUUGGUUCCAUUGUUUAUUAAGGGUCUAAUGAUGUCUGCCACUGCAAAAUUGUCCUGUGCAUGCAAUUCUACAAACGUGCAAGUGCAGUCUCUGGCCAUUGUGCUAGUCAGCCAUUCACCACUAUGUACACCCCCUGAAUGAACAUAUAGUAUUGAGCUAAUGUUCUUAAUUUCUUAAUGACAGGUCAAAUACUGGCCUAAUUGGCCCACUAAAUCAAAUAAAUCAAAUAGUCACUAUUCAUAGAUUCAAAUGUUCUUCAAAUAGAUUACCGAUAGGUCAAUUAAACAUACAUACAGAGUGGAGGGGGCAUAAGUGUUAUGCCUGCGGGCAUGAGUUGUGCCUACAGGCAUGAGGAGGCAUGCUGUAUGUAUGACAUUCAAAAGAUCCGGCAGGCUGGAAUAUCAACGGCUGUCUUGUCUAUGCACCUAAUUGCUAUCAACGGCUGUCUUGUCUAUGCACCUAAUUGCUAGCUCAGCAUCAUCAGUGACAAUACCGAUAAAGCAUUCUUGGAACUUUCUGAUUUAUUUAUUGUGCCAUUUGCAGGUAAACGGUAAGCUGUCAUCAAUUAAGAGCUUCGGAGCACUAGGCUCCACUAAAAUAGUGCCUGUUACAAGCUGUCCUUACUUUGCGUUUUCUGACACUGCACUAGCAUUGACAGUGAUGUGCACACGCUGCAUACACCAAUAGUGGUGAAUGAAUGGCAGGGCGGCACUAAGGUCGCAGGCACCUUUAGUUGCAGAGCUAUGCAUGCAAGUUUAUCAAACAUGUGCAAGUGGCAGUUGGUUGCACAAAGCAUGAAAUUUGUUAAUGGGUGAUUGCACCGGAAGGAUGUAAUACAUAUAAAACUCCAGUGUAAAAAGGAACAUCUAAUAAUGUUUAAAUUAUUAUUACAAAAGUAUGAAUUUUCACGAAUGUAACUUGUUCUUGUGUUUGUGAAUAUGGCUGGCAAUUCAUUUCGCAGCAAGAAAAAGACUUGAGAGCCACACCAAGCGUUCCUUUUUAUAUGGGUGACUGUGUUCAUCCUUGUAUGUGUGCCGUGGGAUGCACUUACUGCAGCCAUCCAAGGAAUGGAAAAUUUUUGUGACUUAUGUGCAAGGGGCGUGUCAAAGGUUUGGUCACAGCUUUAUCAUGUCAUGUUACUAGUCAAAGCAGGCGCAAAAUAAUGAGAACUGUGCUGUUUUGUGUUGACGGUACAUGUGUCGUCAUUUCUAGCAGCGCCUGUAUUUGCUUGGAAAUUAAAUAAGAUUUUAGUUUUU